AUGGUGUCCCUUCUGCAGGAGACCCUUCACGAGCUCCACUGCCAAUCUCCUCCCCCCAGCAAAGACUUCCACCGCUUCGCCAUCACCAGCACAGAGGUUGAAAGCAUCUUUCCUGAGGAGGGGCAAGCAGCUUUUUGGGUGUCCCAGGGCAGGUGUGAGGAGGGCGUGGUGCUCAGGAUUUCUUUCCAACCUACUCAAGAGAAGGUUUUACCAAAGGAGGUGAAGAAACUCCAUGCAGAAUUUUUGCUGGAUCAGCAGUUGCAGAAGCUGGUGAAGAACGUUUUUGGCAACAGCACGCUGGAGUACACCAUUAAUUUAUGUCAGGGGCAUUAUGAUUUUCUCAUUCGAAUGCCCGAGAGCAUAAUUAUACACAUACUGUCAUUUCUAGAUGCUGGUGACCUUCAACAGCUGUCAAACACAUGCAAGAAGUUCCAGCAGAUGGCAGGUUUUGCCAUGUUAACAAUUCACACCUUUGGGCCAUUCAGGAUUAAUGCUGGAAAUAGAGGCCAGCAGAGGAACUGCCGGCAGCAGGAAGAGCAGUGCUGCCUCACCACGGCCACGGCCGGGGAGAUGAGCCACAGACCUCCACAGACUCUCUGA
Charadrius vociferus (killdeer) is the source of this 600-nucleotide messenger RNA. Its product is annotated as F-box only protein 36-like. Gene Ontology annotation, molecular function: protein binding. The record is from RefSeq and is a predicted model, not a curated record. Lineage: Eukaryota; Metazoa; Chordata; Aves; Charadriiformes; Charadriidae. Bases 1 to 600 code for a protein of 199 amino acids. The transcript is spliced from 5 exons.